Schistocerca serialis cubense is the source of this 701-nucleotide messenger RNA. RefSeq lists its product as uncharacterized. Bases 24 to 494 code for a protein of 156 amino acids. The record is from RefSeq and is a predicted model, not a curated record. The transcript has 2 exons. NCBI's taxonomy places the organism in Eukaryota, Metazoa, Arthropoda, Insecta, Orthoptera, Acrididae. Gene Ontology annotation, molecular function: DNA binding.
AAGUUCAGAAACGGUGGAAAAGUAUGAGAGAUUCCUAUACAAAAUAUAUGAAAAGCAAAGUAAGAAGUGGUGAUGCUGCUACGUCCAGCAAACCACAUGUAUUUUAUAAGCAAAUGACGUUCCUUGAAGGAGUGCUGCAACAAAGGACAACUGCUGGGAAUAUGAACGUCAUUGAGAAUGACGACAGAACAGAGAGCGUACUAGCACCAGAACCUCGAAGUGCAGAAAAUAUUUCAAGGCCAAAACCAAAAAAGCGGAAACAAUAUACGUUCGAGGACGUAACUGUGAAGGUCUUAAAAAGGCAUUUGGAACAACCUGCACGUCAUGUGCCUGAUGCGGAUGAGAUGUUCUUCAUGUCGCAACUUACUGUUAUUAGGAAGCUUAAAACGGAGGACAAAUUAGAUUUGCAAAUAAAAUUCCUUCAACUUUUAAGGUCUUACACAAUUCCGAUGUCUUCACCUUCACCAUCUUCACCAAGUGGCAGCGCAAUUUAAUCAGUCUUUUGUACAUCACUACGAAAACUAUUCGUCACAGUCCACAGAAGAAAGAGAGUCCACAGAAGAAAGAGAAGAUGCUUUUGUGACACUUUUUGACUUGUAAUUAAAAACUAUGUCAGGUCUUUCAGAUCUAGAUUUUUUUCCUUGGCAUAAACAUUUUAAAUUAAUAUUCAUGUCUAAACAGAGAAAGAAUUAAAAGAUAAA